ACGGCGCGGGAAGCAGUCUUUUGUGCGGGAAGCGUUACGGCGUGGUAGAAGAAAGGAAAUAAAUUGUUAAAAAUGAGUUACGGUCGCCCGCCUCCAGACACCGAUAGUAUGGUGUCUUUGAAAGUAGACAAUUUAACAUACAGAACAACUCCCGAAGACUUAAGAAGAGCGUUCCAGAAAUAUGGUGAAGUUGGUGAUGUUUACAUUCCAAGAGACAGAUUUACAAGAGAAAGUAGGGGCUUUGCUUUUGUUCGUUACUUCGAUAAACGUGAUGCAGAGGAUGCAUUAGAUGCAAUGGAUGGCACAAUCAUGGAUGGCAGAGAACUGCGGGUACAGAUGGCAAGGUAUGGUAGACCCUCAGAACCAUACAGGAGAGGUCCGCCAAGAAGAUACGGUGGUGGUGGUGGUGGUGGUGGCAGGUACCGGGGAAGGUCAUAUUCUAGAUCUCGUUCAAGAUCCCGAUCCAGGGGUCGAAGAAGUCGCAGGUACUCUAGAAGCAGGAGCAGGUCAUAUGAUAGUAGGUCCAGAAGUCGUAGCAGGAGUCGUUCAAGGAGCAGGUCAAAGUCCAAUAGGUCAAGCAGGUCUCCAAGAUCACGUUCCAGGACACCAGAAAAAAACACACAAGAAAAUAAUGCUGAUUGAACAGAACACUUGGUAGAAGGAUUAUCAUCAAGCAUGCAUAGUGGUGCCUGUGAAAGAUAGCGUUUGGCUGCACAAUUUUAAUAAAAGGUUAUUAUCAUAUUGGUCAGAAAAGACAGAUGUACUUUAUUAAAAGAGCAUUACAUAGAUAAAUUGUACUUUAAAAAAUAACAUGAGAAUUUGUUAUGUGUGUACUGACAUGAUAGAGAUAAUACAGCUUGACCGAUUUAUUCAUCCUCAAAUCAUUGUUAAUACUAGCAUUAGUAAUUUUAUAUCUCAUUUUAAAUUUUAUAUUUUUUUUCAUAUUUCCAAAAGCAACUGCUUAAUAGGAAUGCGACAGUUAUUUUGUUUAACUUGUUUGAAAUGAAAAUCGCAUAUUGUACACAUAUUUUUCGUACAUUUUGACUGUCGUUGCUAUUUUAAAUUGUCAGUUCUUUUUAAUUUGUUCAUAUUUGUUGCCCUUUUGUAGAAUAAAUGUUGAUAUGUGAAGUUAAAA
Mercenaria mercenaria is the source of this 1135-nucleotide messenger RNA. RefSeq names its product serine/arginine-rich splicing factor 2-like. The coding region runs from base 73 to 642 and encodes 189 amino acids. The record is from RefSeq and is a predicted model, not a curated record. NCBI's taxonomy places the organism in Eukaryota, Metazoa, Mollusca, Bivalvia, Venerida, Veneridae. Gene Ontology annotation, molecular function: RNA binding. The transcript has 3 exons.